Messenger RNA from Selaginella moellendorffii, 1545 nucleotides. Its product is annotated as 4-coumarate--CoA ligase-like 7. The transcript is spliced from 6 exons. The record is from RefSeq and is a predicted model, not a curated record. Bases 1 to 1545 code for a protein of 514 amino acids. Lineage: Eukaryota; Viridiplantae; Streptophyta; Lycopodiopsida; Selaginellales; Selaginellaceae. Gene Ontology annotation, molecular function: CoA-ligase activity.
AUGGUAUCGCUCGGGAUUUGCCCUGGCGAUGUCGUGCUGAUCGUCCUGGGCAACAGCAUCGAGUUCGUGGUGCUCUUCCUCGGCGUCUUGGCGCUCGGCGCGACUGUGACGACGGCGAAUCCGCAGAAUACUGUCAAGGACAUCCAGCGCCAGGUCGCGGAUUCUCGUGCCAGGUUCGUCUUCUCGUCCGGGAGCUUGGCUUCCAAGAUCCAGGAGCUGCGAUUGCCGAUGCUCCUCGUCGGUAAGCCAGGAUUUCCUGUCAGCCAUGUCUCCUACGAGGAUUUGCUGGACGAUGGGAAUUCCAGCGCCAUGGAUUUGCCAGCGAAGAAGAAGCUCAGUCCAGCGGCAUUGCUCUACUCCUCCGGGACGACUGGCGUGAGCAAAGGAGUGAUUCUAUCGCAUGGAAACUUGGUCGCGGCCAUGGAAACGCUCUACACCGCUCGAAAGGAGCCAGUGCCGGAGGACGAGGUCUCGCUCGGAAUGCUUCCAUUCUUUCACAUCGCUGGACUGAUCUAUGGGGUACUGGCCACGAUCUACAGUGGAACAACGAUGGUGGUGGUCGCAAAGUUUGAGCUCCUGGAGAUCUUCGAGACCAUCGAGCGCUACAAGGUGACGCAAAUGACCGCGGUCCCUCCAAUGAUCAUUGCGUUUAUCAAGCACCAUAGCUCGAGCAAGAGGUAUGACCUGAGCUCUCUCUCGCGCGUGGUGUGUGGUGCCGCGCCCCUCGGGAGAGAGACUCACGAGGCUUUUCUUCGCUUGUAUCCACAGGUGGCUCGAUUUCCACAGGCUUAUGGCAUGACGGAGACGACGGGACUGGGAUUUGGAGCUUCCAAAGAUACUGUGGUCGGCUCGGCUGGGAAGAUCAUGCCGGGUUUUGAAGCGAAAGUUGUGGAGGUAGGCACUGGUCGAACUCUCCCUCCUGGUUCGCAAGGAUAUCUUAACAAUCCCAAAGCAACUUCCGAGACCAUUGACAAGGAUGGAUGGCUGCAUACUGGGGACCUUGUCCUCCUUGACACGGAUGGAAACAUGUUUGCCAUGGAUAGGCUCAAAGAGUUGAUCAAGUACAAGGGCUUUCAGGUAUUUCCGCUCGAUGACGCGUUAUUUCCAAACGAAGAGGCAGGCGAGGUCCCCCUUGCUUAUGUCGUUCGUGUACCUCAUUCCACUCUCUCCGAAGCGGAAGUUGUGGAUUUUGUUUCGAAACAGGUUUGGGCAAGAAACCAGAAUGCGUUUCUAAGAUUGCUUCGCACAGGUCGCUCCCUACAAGAGAGUCAGACAAGUGCGAUUCCUGGACGCCAUACCAAAGUCUGCCACGGGAAAGCUCUUGAGAAGAGAACUCGUCGCUCGUUCUCGCUCCAGGCUUUGAAGGUGUUUGCGUGGUGCACGAGUGAAAGGCUUGAGAAUGUUCCAAGAGAUGCCUUGGAGUUGACGAUUCAUGUGAAUGCUAUGUGCUUGCUGGAAUCGCAUUGCAGCGAGCUAUGCUUCGUCCGCAAGAUUCUUGCCGUCCCAGCAUUGCUUUGCGUGCCGUCCAUCGACCGCUCGAACUGA